Messenger RNA from Amoebophrya sp. A120, 7091 nucleotides. NCBI's taxonomy places the organism in Eukaryota, Dinophyceae, Syndiniales, Amoebophryaceae. The record is from the annotation of a GenBank genome assembly.
AGGGAUCAUGUGAGCUUCUUCAUUUGCUUCUACGCGUUUUCUCAUAGAUUCUAUCUGAAAAUUGAAUUUGGACAGUCGCAGUCCAUAAUCUUCGCAUCCAGUUAUGAAGAGCCUUAUUUGCUGGUAGCGAAGUAGUUAGGAGAGAGGUACUAGCAUCCGCGUGCGUCCCUAUCUCUAUGAUAGUUCUUCUACCCCGAAGGCGUUCGUCGUCGUUAGAAGAGCUCGUUUCAUUGGUAAGCUCGUUUCAUUGGUAGAUCUUCAUAGCGCUUACUACUCGUAUUCAUAAUGAGGGGCGGCGCUUGGAAGUGGUUUUCGUUUUUGUUGCGUCACAUACUCGUUCUGGACCCGCAAGUUUUUCUUGCGUUUUAAACCCGGCACCCAGCUCCGCGUCCGUCAUAACAUUGACCACCGGAGUCUUCUGUUCGCCCAUCAUGGAGAUCAUGACUACUCACCUUGAUCACGACCUACCUCGACCAUCCCGCCUGCCGGUUGUGACAACUACUGCAGCGAAGCUCUGUAUAAUUCUCCUCGCCUCCAGCUACAUCCACCCGCCGAUUGUUCUUGUGCGAGCCCGUCUCACUACACGAGCGGAAGCCGGCAGAAUCGAAAACCUUGAAAAUGAGAAUACUACCACAGAGGACGACGCCGCCGCGCGUGCGACACGCGAGAAAAGGACUACAGGAUCUGCAUCGGCGUCCUCGUCCGCCCCUGCUCGAGCUUCCUCGGGUGGAUCGCCCGCAGCAACUACGUCAUCUUUGGGAUUCCUGCAGGACCAGGAGCCCGCGGACCCACCGCCCGGCCGCGCCUCCAGCAUCCCCGGCCAGCACUGUCCCGACCAGCCUGACAAGAUGAUUGCGUUCGCGGACCUGAAAUCCGAGUGCCGCAUGUGGCCGGGACGGCAGAACGCUGCGCAAACAGGCUGGUACGACGGAUGGGACACCACGCGUCCGGAAUUUGGAUACACACCGCGCAAAUCCACCUGUGGAAACGACGUAUGCUGUGUGAAAGAACUAUAUCGUCCGCCACGACCGGUGCAAGUCAUGCAACACAAAUAUAUUCGACAUCAACUUCUAUGCUAUCUUUCGACAGCACGACUGGCUCGGGGUUGUGCCUGUCAUGAACAGUCUCUUGUGUGCCAAGACGAACAUGUAGCCUGCUCCGUCGUCGUAACCAAAAUUAUGUUUCUUCCACAGGAGCAGGCCAAUUUUAUUCAUUUUUCGGCGCAAGUAUAACUUUUUGUUCUUCCCGUGAGAAGUACUUCCUUGCUCAGCACGCGCUACGUCGAUUUCUGUACGCAGAAAUGACUAUGAGAUCAUCUCUUCGAUCAGGCGUUGGCACGGUCGUCGAUAUUUUUCCACACGAUACGGUGCCCUAGGUUUCUACCUGCUUGCGGAUGAGGACGGUGACGGGGAGGUGGACCAAAACGGGGGCGCCUUCUGGUGGACCCGGGUGCCGAGCUCGGCAGCCGAGUGGCAGGCCCGCCGGGAUUUCGUGGCCCGCAAGCUGCGCACCCAUUCCCCCGGUCGCGAGGAUUGGAUCGACGAGUUCGACUUGGCAAAACGCGAAAACCCGCUCGCGUGCGGGCCGCGGGCCUUCAUUACCAGCUGCCGGGAGGUGAACCCCGAGGCCGGGGACUACGGGACCUGUGUUGCGCCCGAGCAAGAGAGAAAAUUGUCGCCCGAGUGGCAGUAUUGGAAGGGUGGGAAUGGGAACUUCGAAGUUGGGUUAUCAAGAAGAAAAAUCCCCCCUCCCUUUAUCAAAACGGAAAUCUGUGAUGCAGAUUUGUGGUCACAAGUCAGUUUUGUCAUGCUAGAACGGAAAAGAUGCGAACUGUAGUGCUGGGGUGCGUGGUGGAAGAGCCUUGCAUCUUCAGCAUGACAGGAAGCAGCUGGAAGUGGCAAACAGCAUGACAAAUCGCCUGCAAACGAGGCCACAGCUGCGCCGCUUUGCCUUCUAGCAAUACAAGGCGACUUGUGUACUCAGUUACAGCAUCACAAAUGUUGUCUUCGAUAUGGGGAGGGGGGACGUUUCGUUUUGACAUAAGUUUGCGAAAAUCAAGGAACGGUGUCGCCAGCGAGAUUCAGGCUACGACUGGACGAUACGCAUUGCAGCAAAUUAUACGUCUGGGUCUGGAAGGAUGCUGCUUGACUUAUGGUGCGCGUCCGAAAGAUAAGUACACAAAAGUCUGUCAUGCGUGGACAGCAAAAGUAGGAAUAGCUCCUUGUAGUCAACAGCGAACAGGAACAAGCACCGAGAAGUGCGGAAUUUCUGAUGCGGGAUCAUAGCCAUCGAUAAACCUCCUCACUACCUGUGACGCUGUUGCUUGCAUGCCAGAGCUUCUAGGCCAUGCAGAAGCCGCACGACAAACAGAAAGAACACAGGCAGGAUUCUUCCAGACCACUCCGACUACAUAUUUGCACUGGAUAACCCACAGGCAAUGCGUUACACACGGAGGAGUAUGGGAGAGUCAAGUACUCGGUCUACUGCAUCGCGAAGAACGGUGCGGAAUACCCCGUAUGAAAUGCAAAUAUGUCUGGGUCUGGAAGGUUGCAACUUGUGAUGCUGUCUUCGAAUUCGAAAAAAAUCUGUAUUGCAUGACCAGCAAGAGGGGUCCAGUUUGUGCUACGCCAGGAGGCCAUUUCCCAUGCGGGAUGGCAUCAGGAAGCCUUCUAAAAAUCUGUGAUGCUAGGUCAUGCAUUACAGGGCUCGUGGGACAUGAAAAAUAUGCAUGAAAAACAUCGCUUUCUUCCAGACCCAGACAUAUUUGCAGUGGAUACCCCGUCCCCUCGGAUGAAUUAAAGUGGAUCGAUAAAUUCUACACCAACGGGCACAGUGCCGAGUCCGGGCUGCGGGCGUUUUACCCGAGUGAGGACAUGGGCGGCGAAAAGUACGCCAACAGUAUGGUGGUUUGGGCCGGCCCGGACGGGGCGCGGUUCUUCCCGUUGGACUGCAUCGCGAAAGAGACCCCCGGCUACCAAGGCCACAGCAUUUUGCACAAGGCCACCGAGCGGGACCACCCCUGGCGCGCGGGAGAUUACGCCCUGCUGCCCAUGCGGCACCAGAAGCAGCUGCUCUGGGAGGAGAAGCGAGUCUUCGAGACGCAGCUGAGGGAGCGGACAUCAAGCCGGCUCUUGAUGUUCUUCCAGGACAAAGAACCACAGGCCCUUUCGCACGCGGCCGCGGACCGGCGGAAACGCGAGUUAAUCCGGGCCAAGCUCCCCGCGCACGCGGUGCGGGCGGUGGCAAGGCAGAAUAUGAAGCUGCGGGAACAGGGGGAUCACGGUGUGGAUCUUCAUCUAUACGGGAUUUUUCUCACAGACCAGUGCCACGUGCAAAAGACCUCGGUGACCGAUGCGGUUUCCGAGAUAGAAAUGUUUGACGCUCAGUGGACCGAUGCCGCAGUGAGUUUCGAGGACGGCGUUUUUGUCUGCUUACACGAAGACCGUCUGACGGACCCAGUGCACUGCGGCGAGGCAGUGAGUGCGUUUCCGCAAACACACAAGAUCACGAACCCCGCGACGGAUUUUCGAACCGCGGCGGGGCAGUUUCUCGCGCGGGGCCACGAUUCGCCGGACUGCAAGUGCGUGCAGAAGCUGUCCCUAGACCCGGAUGAAUACAAUUGGGAGUCAUACGUCUACGAUAUCGACGAGGACGCGGCCUGGUGCGUGUCGCAGCAGAAAGCCGCAACGGUUCCAGAGUUCGUCUUUACAAACGGGGAAAAUGCAGAUUUCGACCCGCAGAAAACCGGGUCCGCGAAAUGCGUGCGGCGGGUCGGACGGAAGACGGAGGAGGAAAAAGAGGCGGCACGGAACGAAAGGGAAUCCAACUUGCUGCAAGAGCGGGGCGAGGCCGAUUACGGCUGCUUGGUGCAGAAAAACGUAAAUUUCGGAGGGGCGCGAGUCAACGAGAUGGAUUCGGGGGCAGCAGGAGCAUCUGAUACAAGAACAACUUCUUCAUCUUUCGCACAAAGUGGAAGAACUUCCGGGAAGAUCACUGCGACUGCCACGACCACUGACCACUUAGACUUCAAAACGUGCCUGCAGACCUGCGGGGAAAACGAAGAGUGCGGUGGCGUGGUCUAUUACAACCCCUUUCCGGAGUGGUACCAGCGCGGAAAGUAUCAAAUGCAAAAAUGUCUCGGUUUGGAAGAUUAGAACCUGUCAUGCUAAAUCUGAAUGAUGCAAAAAUCUGUGUUGCGUGAGUACCAAAAGGUGUCCGCUUUUGACCAAGUCGAGAGGGAGCUUCUCAUGCAGGAAAGGCAUGAUAGAGACCUUAGAGAAUCUGUCAUGCUGGGUCUCGCAUUCCAGACCUCAUGAGUCAUGGAAAACCUGCAGCACAAAUCUUGCAUUCUUCAGCCCCAGACAUUUUUACAUUUGAUAGAAAGUGCACGCAACGAAAGACAGGCGCGUGGGGGGCGGAAAAGCAGGUGCUACCGGGCUCCUUUGCGGUGGCGAUGACGCCGGUGUGCCGAUCUGAACUCAGCGGCAAGAACGUACCGUCCGGCUCCGGUGCGAUGAACGGCCAGACUGAUAAAAAACGGAACCAGCCACACGCGCAAAGACCACCAGCGGGUGCUGUUCAUGGUGCAGCAGAUUAUAUCAAGAGCAAGGACCACCAUUACCAGCUUGAGGACAGCACGAAAACAGAAGUGUUGAAAGAUUACGAGCUGUGCCUGAAACUGUGUGACAGCCGGGGGGACUUGUGCAAGGGCGUUGCCAUGAAUGUACGGGCCGAGGCGUGUUUCCUGCUGGAUCACUAUUGCGCGAACGCUGGUGUGAGUGCCAUGGUCGACCGGACCUUGCUCGACAUAGCGGAACAGGCAAUAAACGCGGAGGCCGGCGGCGGGGGUGAUGUCGGCGAGCCGACACCAAAUGAUGAUCGUGCUGCUGAGAAUGGAGCUACGCAGCACGCUGCUGCGACGGAUAGAACCAGCACAACUGCUAGCGUUCCAACUUCAGCUAGCAGUAGAAGUAGCAGCAGUUCGACGUCCUUUCUGGCUGAGGAGAUAAAAACGAAAAAAGCAGCUACGUCGGAAAAAGAAACGACACUGCAAGGGGCUGAGACAGAAAUGCCGAAGAACAACAUGAAGAAAAGCAAAAAUACCGGGGCAGCAGUACCAAACGGCAGCACCACAAGUUCCGCGCUUGCGGACAUAGAUCGGCAGCUAGAGAGACUGUUCGAGGAAAAGAGGCAAUUGCAGCAGCUGGAAAACGAGAAGCAGUCUACCUCUCCGGCUUCUUCACUCUCUGGAAAAGCAGCUGCACCGACAAGCCCUGCCUACACUCCGACCGCCGCCUUGGGCGCGGAGGAGCAAGCGGGCGGUACUACUAGCGCUAGCACAACCACGGUUGAAAGAAGAUCUUCACAGAGCGACCAGCUUCACGAUAUUAACGGCUACCCGGCACACCAUGGUCAACAAAGAGAACUACAUCAGCCUUUUUUGAUGUACCCGGAGCAGUCGGGAAGAAGUGUCGCGCCUUCUGACAGCGGUGGACUGAUGGUGGGCACAAAGGGUAGAACAAGGUCUAGUUCCCCUUCGCACGACCCCACUUCCGCCUCCGCGGAGUUGAUCGCCCGCUUACAGCAGCAGGGACUCGGCACGCCGAAGAAAGCGUGGCUAUUGGCCAUGAAGACGACGGAUCAAACUACCAACACGACUGCGGAUCAUGCACAGCAGGCUCAGCUGGGAUUGGGAACGCAAAUGCAGACGUCGGCGGAAUUGUAUCGCAAGGAAGAACUCUUGUCGGGCAAUGUUGUUGAUGGUCACAGCACACACCAGGCAGCUGCCCAGACGACCACGGCAUUUUCUUUUUCCCCGCCACCGCAGCAGGCUUUCAUGAGAAAUUGGAAGGACAGGUCUACUUCCGUCAAGCCUCUGUACAUCGCCCUGAUCAUUGGUUGCCUUUCUCUGACCAUGGUCGGACUCACCGCGUUCUUGAUUUGGUUUUUUGCCUGCCGGGACCCGGAAAGCCUGGACGGUGCUGCAGUAGAUGAUCACAGUGACUUGUACGGUGAGAAUGAGGGCUACGGGUUGGGCUUUGCCUACAGAAAAGGCGAGCCGUCUGGAGGUGCUAUCGGUGGAAAUAAAAAUUUCAAUGCGGGCUCGGGCAACGUCGGGGGGACAAAAGAGAUGAACGGCAAUGAGGCUUUUCGCCAGUCCCGUGUGACCUACGGAGCAGGAGGUCCUCGUGGUCCUCGGGAGCAGAGCACAAAUAACAAGGGCGAUCGUGGUCGCGCCACGAGCAGCUACAACAAGUCCCCCGGCGGGAAAAAUAGGAAAGGCGACGGAGGGGUUCUUUUGUCUUCCCCUAGUUCGGGCAACAUUAAGCAAGGAUACAGCACCAGCUAUGUGGCAAGAAGUUCGAAGGGCGAGGGAGAACAGCAAUUCGUGGUUGACGAGGAGGGUGCAGCUGCAGUUUUCAGUGGAACUACGAGCGAAACUGGUUUUCACGAACAGGAGAAUGAACUGGACGACACGUAUUUCACUUAUGACUUGCUCAAGCGUUACAAUCUCGAACGUUGCAAUAGAGUCUGGAGUUUGUGUUGCAUGAUGAGCAUGACAGACUCGCACAGCGUGCCACCUUUUGCAAUACAAAUUUCGCCACAUUGUAGUGGGGUUUGGGGCUCCGGAACUUAUCAUGCGCAAUCCUGCGAGAGUUCGUUGGCUGGAUCAUGCAGUCUUGCAUCACAGAUUUCCAUAUUCUAUUGUAACGUUUGAGAUUGUAACACCUGAGCGGGUUAUAUCACUGAGUACGGCUGGAACGCCCUGGCCGCCGCGCCAGCACUGUCCGCGAACGUGCCACACGGCAGCCAGGUGGACGAAGAAGGAGUGCAAUAGAAGCUCGUGGGGCUUUCGAGAAUCCAUGAACCGUAGUUCACCCGGCCUCGUAGAGAUGAAGCUCUUAGGAUUUUUGAGAUCGUACUAACCAUUCCGUCGCUUUCGUUCCGUCGCGGCCGCGUAUACACAUUCUGUUCCUCAUUUUCAUUCUGUCUCUAGAGGUACUUAGAUGAAUCAAACUUGAGAAUACAGCUCGCCAACGGUCAAAAUGAAUCCUUACCAGUACCUGUGCCUAUACAAGAAGUGACGAGAC